Messenger RNA from Trichoplusia ni (cabbage looper), 1146 nucleotides. Its product is annotated as histidine-rich glycoprotein-like. The record is from RefSeq and is a predicted model, not a curated record. The coding region runs from base 275 to 1009 and encodes 244 amino acids. The transcript has a single exon. NCBI's taxonomy places the organism in Eukaryota, Metazoa, Arthropoda, Insecta, Lepidoptera, Noctuidae.
CUCACAUACAUUUGUACUUUAAAUAUUUUUGAAUUACUUUCAUUUUAGUACUUAGUAAGUAGUUAGGAACUUUACCUACUUAGUUCCGAUUUUCACAUUGAGACACCGGGUAUGCGCAAUGCACCCGUUCUACUGCUUCGCCACAUAGCUGCAACCUUGGAGCUUUACACAAUUUUCAUACAAUACCAACAAGACGGGCUAAUAGUAUAAAAACUUGUCAGUCGCAAAUACAGGCAUCAGUCAACUGCUUGGAUCACAUCGGAGCACAGGAAACAUGAGGUCUUUACUGGUGUGCUGCUUAGCCUUAACGGCGCUAGCGUACGUUAGCUGCAGGAGUGCCCGGGAGAAACGUGAUGCGGACUCGGCAGUAGCGGCUAGCCACCACGGUGGUAAAUGGGAUAAGGGUGGCGGUCACGAGCACCACGCUCAUCAUCACCACGACCAUGGUGAGAAAGGACACAAGGGUUACAAAGGACAUCACCACCACGAACAUGGCAAGAAAGGACACCACCAUCAUGAAGGCCAUAAGGGACACCACGACGAACAUGGUGGUCACAAGAAACAUCAUCAUCACGAUGAUGGCCACCACCAUGAACACCAUCACGGUGAGAAGGGUCACAAGGGACAUGGUCAUCACGAGGAGGGACACUACCACAAGGGUCACUCUACUAAAGGUCAUCAUGGAGUGCAUAAACAUGAUGAGUUCAAGAAAGAAAAGCAUUUCCACGAUCACCAUCACGACGGCGGCCACCACGAGCACCACGGAGGACAUCACGAGGAACACGGCCACAAGAAGGGAGGCGGCUUCCACAAGGGACACAAACACCACGGUCACCACGAACAUGAGCACGGCAAGAAGGGUCACCACGAGAAGGGAGGACAUCAUCACGACCAUAAGGGACACCACGAGGAAGAUGGCCACCAUGAGCAUCAUCAUCAUCAUCAUGAUCAUGGCAAGAAGGGCGGUCACGAGCAUCACAAGAAGUGGGGCCACAAGAAGGGACACUAGUAAUUGUAUUCCUAAGACUGUUUCCUACCGAUACGAGUUAAUGAAGUCCUUAUUUAGUUUUACCUAAUUAAGCUCUCAUAAUGUAUUAAGUUUUGUUGACUGUGAUUAUUUGUUGUUAUUAAAUGUUAUAAAAAAUA